AUGGUCGGUGUCCCAAAGAGUACUGGGUGCUUCAUUUGCCGGAAACGGAAAAUUAACGAAACUUGGCCAAACUGCUUGAACUGCCAAAAGAACGGCAAGUCCUGCCCGGGUCCUCCAGCGCGACACACUUUCAGAGACCUCGGGCCCAGAUUGAAUGCUGGCGCCCCGAAUGCCGUCGUAGAAGACGUCACCACACCACCUGCAAACGAAAUUGUUUCGCCCGAAUUGUACAUUCGCGCCAUCAAGACACUGCAAUCAUGCCUCGAAGACCCCCAAGUGGGCAUGUCCGCCAACACGCUCUGCGCGUCAGUACUUCUCGGACUAGUCGAGGCAUUCGCUGGCCCAAGGACUGGCAACCGGUAUCUGACCCACAUUAUUACGUGCAUAUACGAGCGCAAACCGUGUUUCCUUGUUUCCCCUGGAUGGCAAGAGAUUGCUUUCGACAAGACCGGGCUUAGCUUCGACGACUGCUUGAACACCGACUUGAUGCAAUACAUGGCUGAGUUGCCGGGUAUCUUCAACGAACUGAAAGACUUGGGCGACCAACAUAAAUUCGGGCCUCUGCAAUCGACAACUUUCGACAUGGGUUCCAGCGGCGAAGUUUUCAGAGAGACGUCCCACACUCCGCCAUCCCUUGACUACUCCACUGGAUCCUACGAUGACGUCGACUUUGCAGACGACCUACAGCCCAUCGAGACCUCAUACCCGCUCCACACGAAUUCAUUUACCUGCCCACGGGUCACUGCACGGACACUCCUGCUAUGCAAGGUUCAGAACCUCAAGGAGGCACUAUGCAAUCUGGGUGAUCACUUGAAUGCGAAGCUCAACAACGGAACCACUGUCACCAAGACCCUGGCAAGAGAAAGAGAUAGUCCUCUGCGGACAUCUUACCAUUUCAAAAACUGGCGCGACAUGACUGCAUACAACUGUUUCUGGUCCGUCAUCAUUUUGACCAACAAAGUCCUCAUGCGACUGCUUCCGCCAUUCGACCCCACAAUUUACGACCUACAAUCUGAAUGUCGAUCGAUGGCUCUCGAAAUAUGUAAAACAUGGGAGGAUGCUUGGGAUAGCAGGCCAAUAGGCGCAUUUCACACGGGCUUGAGCUUCGUUGUCGCAUACGAAUUCUGCACGCCCGAGAUAAAAGAGUGGAUAGUAAGAGGCUUGAAUUCUCUUCUGGACUAUCAUCAGGUCGAUGCGUUCCGAUGGUCGGACGAAGUCAUCGCCCACAUGUCAUCCAAGCUGGCGGGUGAGGGGCCCGAUCUUACUUUCCCACAUGUCAGAGUCUCCGAAGAUGCGCGCUGAACGCGGUAUAGCAGAAGGAUCCAUCAAGGCAACCAGCGCCCUUACGACCACUCGUGCGAGAUUCCAACACCAAAGGGCGUAUGGAAGCCGUGGCGGAUCAAGCAUGUCGGUACGCAGCGGAAAUAUGUCUUACUUGCAUGCGG
Messenger RNA from Pyrenophora tritici-repentis Pt-1C-BFP, 1445 nucleotides. The record is from RefSeq and is a predicted model, not a curated record. Lineage: Eukaryota; Fungi; Ascomycota; Dothideomycetes; Pleosporales; Pleosporaceae.